This is a messenger RNA of Solanum dulcamara, 943 nucleotides long. Its product is annotated as probable calcium-binding protein CML16. The transcript has a single exon. NCBI's taxonomy places the organism in Eukaryota, Viridiplantae, Streptophyta, Magnoliopsida, Solanales, Solanaceae. The record is from RefSeq and is a predicted model, not a curated record. The coding region runs from base 105 to 608 and encodes 167 amino acids. Gene Ontology annotation, molecular function: calcium ion binding; enzyme regulator activity.
UUUUCUCCACUAGUCCUCUGUUUCUCCUUCCUCUUUUCCUCCACCAAUUCCAAUCUUCCAUAACUAAAAAAACUUCCACAUUUUCCUUCCCUUUCUUCUCCACCAUGAUGACAACUCUCAAAUCUGAUCAACUCAAACAGCUAAAAGAAAUAUUCAUGCGUUUCGAUCUCGACGGAGAUGGCAGCCUAACACAGCUAGAACUCGCCGCACUCCUCCGUUCCCUCGGCCUCAAACCCGGAUGCGGCGAUCAACUCCACAUCUUACUCGCUAAAAUCGAUAACAAUGGCAACGGAUCCAUUGAAUUCGACGAACUCGUUGAUGCAAUUAUGCCUGAUAUGGAUGAAGAUAUAUUAAUGAAUCAAGAUCAGCUAAUGGAGCUUUUCCGAUCGUUCGAUCGCGACGGUAAUGGUUACAUUACCGCCGCUGAACUCGCCGGACAAAUGGCCAAAAUGGGUCAUCCGUUAACGUAUAGAGAAUUGUCCAAUUUAAUGCAAGAAGCUGAUACCAAUGGAGAUGGUGUUAUAAGUUUCAAGGAAUUUGCUAAUAUUCUUGGCAAAUCUGCUACGGAUUUUCUUGGAAUAAAUACUGUAUCCGAAUCCGUUGCUUAAAUUGAAUAAUUGAUAAUUUUCAGUGUUACAGUCGUCCCAAUUUAUGUGACACCUUUUGAAUUUUCAAGACUCAAGACAUUCAAAUUGAGACGUUGGAAGUAAUGUUUAUAAGGAUUGGGGAUGGACCAUUUGUUGUAUUGUAUUUAUAUUUGCCAUUUGUUAAGGUCAGAUUAUAGGACAUUUUAUGAUCAUCUCCGGUGGAUCCUGCGUCAAUACUAGAUGCUUCGUGUAUAAGACUGUCCUUUUAUAUCCCUCGAUGUAUUUGAUUUAAGGAGGAGAAGGACAAUUGACGAAGUUUUAAUGUCUUUUUGACUCUUAUAUAGUAAAUAUUUUUA